AUGCAUCGUUCCCCAUCCUUAGAGGAGGAAGUAUCGACUAUUGUGAAAAUUCUGUCGGCAUCAGCAAACUCUACCUUCUCAAUCCGCUCUGGGGGCCAUUCGCCCAAUUCGGGAGCUGCUAUUGCUAACAGGGGCGUGACAAUCGACCUUCGGGGCCUGAACAGCAUUGAUAUCGACAGUGAUACAUACACCGUCCAGGUUGGAACCGGAUUGACUUGGAAUGAAGUAUACCAAGCAGUUGAUGGAUAUGAUCGGGUGGUGAUAGGAGGUCGGACUGGGUCUGUGGGUGUGGGCGGUCUCAUCACCGGCGGAGGUAUAUCAGCGUUCUCCCCGAGGUAUGGAUUUGCCUGCGACAACGUGCUCAACAUGGAAGUCGUUCUUGCCUCCGGCGAGAUCGUAAACGCCAACGCGAGCCACCAUGCGGAUCUCAUCGCUGCGCUCAAGGGCGGCCAGAACAACUUCGGGAUCGUCACCCGCUUCGACCUGCGGUCUUUCCCCCAAGGUCCGUACUGGGGCGGCGGGAUCCAGUACGAUAUCUCGACUGUCGAGGAGCAAUUGGCGGCGUUCACGGCCUUCAAGGACCCGGCCAAUUUCGACCCCUUCGCCGAGAUCGAACAGAGCUAUCUGUACUACGGCGCCGAGGAUCAGGGGUCCGUCUCCAACAUUAUGUACUAUUCGAAUGCAUCAGCCGCCCCUGCCUCUUUGCAGCGGUUUACGGACAUCAAGCCACAGGCGCUGAACACGAUGCGCAUUUCCAAUACCACGGAUUUCAGUGCAGAGCUUACACGCUACCAGCCUAUGGACCAGUAUGCCGUUUACGCAACGGCAACCUUUCGGGUCUCGCCCACCAUCCUCAAGAAGGUGUACGACGCGUGGAACGCGACCACCUUGAGCAUUGCGGGGGAUGUUCUGAACCUGACCAGCGUGCUCGUCUAUCAGUCCAUCCCUGCGUUACAGCCGGCAUCGGCACCGCCGAACAGCCUCGGGAUUCCGCCGGACAGCCAUCCGGAGCGGAAUCAGGUCCUCUGCCUCGUAUCCCUCUACUGGCCGCUGGAGCAAGACUCUCAGCUUGUCCAGCAAGCAACGCAGUCCAUUAUCAGGGCAGUGGAUGCGCUGACUCCGGAGGAGGGUGUUCAAGUGCCAUACCGGUACUUGAAUUACGCGGCUUCCUGGCAAAGCCCGAUCGGCAGUUACGGUCCGGCCAGCGUGGAAGUGCUGCAACGCGUUGCUUCAGCAUACGAUCCCAGGGGUGUCUUUCGGCGUAAUGUGCCAGGAGGCUUUAAGCUUUCUGACUAG
Molecule: messenger RNA, 1296 nt
Organism: Aspergillus aculeatinus CBS 121060
Lineage: Eukaryota; Fungi; Ascomycota; Eurotiomycetes; Eurotiales; Aspergillaceae
Product: FAD-binding oxidoreductase
Exons: 3
Coding region: 1-1296 (431 amino acids)
Molecular function (GO): FAD binding
Source: RefSeq, a predicted model, not a curated record